ACAGGUUCCAGUAGACACAGCAAUGGCGUUGAGAAAGAUCUGCCAGGUUGGGAUCGGAUCUUCCCGUAAUUAUUGUACAGCGACUAAGAUCGAAGCCAGAAAAGAAGCCUUAGCAUCAAGUCCACAAUGGUUGGUAGGACUCAGUAGAUGGGCUUACUACAAAUCUUAUUUUCCAACAUUAGGUUUGAUGAGAGAUGACUGUUUAUAUGUGGACAAGUAUGUGAAAGAAGCUGUGGAGAGACUCCCUAAUGAUGUAAAAGUAGCCAGGGAAUUUCGAAUGGGCAGAGCUCUUAUUCUCAGUCACAGCAAAGAAAUAUUACCCAAGGAAGAAUGGACAAGCUAUGAAGAGGAUGUGGACUAUUUAUCACCAAUAGUUCAACAAGUGAAGGCAGAACAUAGACUAAGGAAAAUCUUAGAUGAAAGACAUGGAACAAGAAAAACACAGGGAAUAUUUGGUACCAUUGGACAAGUUUUAGGAUUGCAGAAAAACAUAAAAUGAGGGAAAAACUGUUAUAAAAUGAAACAAUAUUUAAGUUAGAAGUUUUUAUCUGUGAGUUAUUGAAGUUGUAAAUAAAAAACGAAAAUGAUAAUAAA
Molecule: messenger RNA, 594 nt
Organism: Mytilus californianus (California mussel)
Lineage: Eukaryota; Metazoa; Mollusca; Bivalvia; Mytilida; Mytilidae
Product: cytochrome b-c1 complex subunit 7-like
Exons: 4
Coding region: 23-499 (158 amino acids)
Biological process (GO): mitochondrial electron transport, ubiquinol to cytochrome c
Source: RefSeq, a predicted model, not a curated record